Scleropages formosus (Asian bonytongue) is the source of this 1761-nucleotide messenger RNA. RefSeq names its product LFNG O-fucosylpeptide 3-beta-N-acetylglucosaminyltransferase (gene lfng). Gene Ontology annotation, cellular component: Golgi membrane. Bases 111 to 1241 code for a protein of 376 amino acids. Gene Ontology annotation, biological process: pattern specification process. Gene Ontology annotation, molecular function: O-fucosylpeptide 3-beta-N-acetylglucosaminyltransferase activity. The record is from RefSeq and is a predicted model, not a curated record. Lineage: Eukaryota; Metazoa; Chordata; Actinopteri; Osteoglossiformes; Osteoglossidae. The transcript has 8 exons.
UACAGAGCGGCGUCUGGUUCAGUCGUUGGCUGCUGUUGUUUUUUAAUUAUGUUUAAUAAUUCCGUGUAUUUCUGAAGUCACUCAUAUAUGCGCAGCCCAGAAGCGCAGACAUGUUAAAGAACUGUGGCAAGACAUGUGUGAUUUCUGUGGUAGGCACCGCGCUGAGCUGUCUGAUGGUGCUCUUCUUGGUCGCAGCCCAGCAGCAGCGCGGUUCCCCGCGAGGUGACGUGCGGCACAAGCCGGAGUUCCGCAUGCGAUCGUUGCAGAGCUGGGAGAGUUCGUGGGACGCGCAGCCCGGGGAUGCGCCCGAGUGGGGUCGUGAAAGGGGCUUUUCUGCAUAUUUCUCCAGACUGACUCGGGACAAGAAAGAGAUGCGUAAAGCGGACCAAACGAAGCGAGCGAGCGAUACGCCUCCCGCAGAGCACAUCAGUCCGAACGACGUGUUCAUUGCGGUGAAGACCACGAAGAAGUUCCACCAGUCCAGGCUGGACCUCCUCCUCCACACCUGGAUCUCCAGGAACAUGCAGCAGACAUACAUCUUUACAGAUGGAGAGGAUGAAGAGCUGAAGAAAAAAGUAGGAAACCAUGCCAUCAACACCAACUGUUCUGCUGCCCACAGCCGGCAAGCUCUCUCCUGCAAGAUGGCAGUGGAGUACGACAAGUUCAUAGAAUCUGGGAAAAAGUGGUUCUGUCAUGUUGAUGACGAUAACUAUGUGAACACUAGAACCAUAGUGAAGCUGCUGUCCCAUUACACUCAUACUCAGGACAUCUACAUCGGAAAGCCCAGUCUGGACCGGCCCAUUGAGGCCACCGAGAGGCUCGGAGACAACAAGAUGAGACCGGUGAACUUCUGGUUUGCAACAGGCGGUGCAGGGUUUUGCCUGAGUCGGGGCUUAGCACUAAAGAUGAGCCCAUGGGCCAGUGGAGGCCACUUCAUGAACACAGCUGAGAAGAUCCGUCUGCCGGAUGACUGCACAAUUGGCUACAUCAUUGAGUCAGUGCUGGGGGUCUCCUUGAUCCGCAGCAACCUGUUCCACUCACACCUGGAAAACUUACAGCAAGUGCCAAAGGAAGAGCUGCAUAAACAGGUCACUCUUAGCUAUGGAAUGUUCGAAAACAAGAGGAACAUCAUUAACAUUAAGGGGGCUUUUUCCAAUGAGGAGGACCCAUCUAGGUUUAAAUCUGUGCAUUGCCUGUUGUACCCAGACACCCCGUGGUGCCCCUCUCAAACUACUUCCUAGGGGGAACGGGCCUCUACCUUCCGUAUCCUCGUCCCCUUUUGACUUUGGUAUCUGAAAAGUCCAUGGGACCAAUGUGGUAUUUGGUAUUGGGUUGGCAUGGUUGCUGUGUUCACUGCAGCAGUGUGCCACCUGUGCGAGCUGCUGUGUGGCUCGCAAUUUAGCUAUAGACAUUUCCUUCUCAGCCUGGGGCCUUGAAUUUCCAUCUUGGCGUAAGGACAUGGGCAGGAAAGGGCUUUCAGCCUCAUGUUGUACAAGCCAUAUUCUGUGCUUCUCACUUUGUAAAUGUGCUUGAUAUUCUCAUAGAAUGCACAUAUAUUUAUCUUGAGAUAUUGUAUGGCUUUUUUCACUUAUUAAUAAGUAAUUCUACUUUUCCUGUACUCAGUUCUUGUGUUUGUGGCUCAAUAACUGCCAUAACUAUUUUAUUGGUGUUUUGAAAGUUGGAUUGAAAUAUUUAGGCAGAUGGUCAGAAAAAUAGGAAAUUAGUUUUCCUUUUAGCGGAAAUUUUAACAUUUUAUUAGAC